Molecule: messenger RNA, 717 nt
Organism: Drosophila albomicans
Lineage: Eukaryota; Metazoa; Arthropoda; Insecta; Diptera; Drosophilidae
Product: Golgi-associated plant pathogenesis-related protein 1
Exons: 3
Coding region: 123-632 (169 amino acids)
Source: RefSeq, a predicted model, not a curated record
UUGUAGUAGUAGUUUGUUAGAUUUCCAUCAAAAUUCGAAAAUAAUGUUUAAAAAACAAAACAUUUAGUUGAAAUUCGCUGUUGAGUUGUUUUCUGGACCCAGGCCCAUCGGAUGCUUCACAAAUGUCCCGCCAACCGCCGCCGAUACCCAAGACAGCUGAGCGUACGCCGGGUCCGCUGGGCAAGGAUACCAAGAGCAAUAAUGAAAAGUUCCUGCAGGAUUUGUAUUCCAACACAAAUCGGUUUCGCAAGAUGCACGGUUCUCCCGAGCUCAAAGUGAAUGCUGCACUCAGCAAAUAUGCUCAGGAAUGGGCAAAUCAUUUGCGGGAUAAGAACAUAAUGCAGCAUCGGCCGAAGCCCAAGUACGGUGAGAAUAUCUUUCUCUCAGGCGGCAUGGAUGUAACUGGUGAUUUGCCAGUAGAGAUGUGGUAUCGAGAGAUAAACGCCUUCAAUUUCGAUAAGCCAGACUUUACGCCCACUUCGGGGCAUUUUACGCAGCUCAUCUGGAAAUCAUGCACAGAAAUGGGCGCGGGUGUGGCACGCAAGGCGGAUCGUACUUGGGUUGUUUGCAAUUAUAAUCCACCUGGCAAUGUUAUGGGUCAGUUCAAGGAGAAUGUGCCAAGAAAACUAUAGAGCUAUAGAACUAUGUAAACAUUUGAUAAAGCUCCAGAAUUUUAAAUUUUAAUAGCGAAAAAACUAAAAAUUCUCUUAAUUUAAA